Messenger RNA from Contarinia nasturtii (swede midge), 2991 nucleotides. RefSeq lists its product as uncharacterized. Bases 1 to 2991 code for a protein of 996 amino acids. The transcript has 6 exons. The record is from RefSeq and is a predicted model, not a curated record. Lineage: Eukaryota; Metazoa; Arthropoda; Insecta; Diptera; Cecidomyiidae. Gene Ontology annotation, molecular function: nucleic acid binding; nucleotide binding.
AUGUCGAAUUUUGAGCAUGAGAACGUUGAUGUUGACAUUCCGCAUGUAGAAUUACAAGAAUCUAAUUCUGCAUUUGGUCGACGUAUACGUGAAUUUGAGUUAGUGAAUUUUGGAUAUAAAAAAAUAGAUGAAUUUUUGAUCGGUGCAUUUGAUCUCUACGAAGCGCAAAUAGUCGCAGCUGUGACGCAAUUCAACAUAAUAAAAACUGUUUCAUACUUUAGUGCUGAAUUCGAAAGAUCUUUCGUAAAAGAUGAAGUUAGUGAUCCAAUUUUUGAGACAAGAAUGGUUCACAUUCCAACGAAAGUUAAGGAAAUUGAUUCAAGCAUGAAUCUUAAUGAUUAUUUCCAAAGUGAAAUCUGGUCAAUUUUAGCUGCAUUACAUCAUGAUCAAGUGCAUGCGAAAAACAAGAACAGAGUGAAUAAUGCUGCAAGCUAUCAACGUUGGGCAAAUGAAUUGAAUUUCGACGGAAUCGAAUUUCCAGUGCAGUUAAAUCAAAUUGAAAAAUUUAUGCAACAAAAUGAUGGCAUUGCUAUUAAUGUGUAUUAUUUUGAUUCGGAAAAAAAACGCAUAUGCCCACUCCUUCUAGCAAUGAAACCGGUUAAUUAUCGAUACGUUCAUUUACUUUUGCUUACAGAAGAAACACAAAUGUAUUGCAAAGAACCAAGUGAAGUAAACACACAUUCACAUUAUUGUUGGAUUAAAAAUUUGAAUGGAUUAGUGCGCGCUCAGUUGACCAAGCAUGAACAUAAAAUAUCGAUUUGUGAUCGAUGUUUAAAUCAUUUUUAUUCAGAUAAAGAACUAGAAAAACAUAGAAAAAUAUGUAUGAUCAUGAAUGAAUCUGCGAUUGAAAUGCCACACAUUGGAAACAAAUAUGAAACAUUCAAAAAUUAUAAAAAUGAGAUAAAAAUACCGUUCAUUGUGUACGCAGACACAGAAGCAUUACUUAAACAACCUGAAACACCUGUCUUUAACACUGAUUGCUCAACACAGGCACAUCAACAUCAUGAAGCGCAUAGUAUCGGAUAUUAUUUCAAGUGUGAAAAUGAUGAAUCGAGAUCAUGGUAUGCAAACCAUCGUGGUGCAGAUUGUCUCGAUUGGUUUAUGAUUGAAUUGACCAAAAUCGCAGAGGAGGUUUAUGAUUUUUUGGAAGAUAAAAAACCAAUGAUUGCUUUGACAAAAGAAGAAGAAAGUUUAUUUUCUCAAUCGAUUGCUUGUCAUAUAUGCAAAAAAAGUUUCAAUGAUAAUGCUGAUGAACAAAUCGGUAUACGAGUGAGAGAUCAUUGCCAUAUAACGGGUAACUAUAGAGGAGCCGCACAUCAAUCGUGCAAUUUGCAAUAUCAAAUCAGUCGAACCAUUCCGGUUGUAAUGCACAAUUUGUCGGGUUAUGAUUCGCAUUUGUUAAUCAAAAAACUUGCAACUACCAAGAAUUUCCCGGAUCAUUUGGCAACACUUUUACCACAAGAAAACAAGCAUAUUCUCAAAUCAGAAUGUAUAAAAUCAGGAUAUCACUCGGUUGAUUUGUUUACUUUGCUGAAUCGAAAAGGUGUUUUCCCAUACGAAUACAUCGAUAACUAUGAGAAACUUGAAGAGACAAUGUUACCGUCAAUAGAGAGUUUUUUCAGUACGCUAACACAAUCUAAUAUAUCAGAAGAGGACUACAAACAUGCGCAGAAUGUAUGGGAGAAAUUCGGAAUACGCACACUCGCUGAAUUUUCAGAUCUUUAUCUCAAAACUGAUGUACUGCUCCUUGCAGAUGUAUUUGAAAACUUUCGAAAUACAUGUCAUGCGACAUAUUCACUGGAUCCUGCACACUAUUUUAGUGCACCAGGUCUCUCGUUUGAUGCGAUGCUGAAAUAUACUGGCGUUUCUAUUGAGCUUUUCACCGACAUUGAUAUGUUAAUGUUUGCAGAACGUGGAAUACGAGGUGGUGUGAGUCAAAUAAAUAAACGUUAUGCGAAAGCGAAUAAUACUUACAUGGGUGAAGAGUUUGAUCCAUCAAAGGAAUCUUCAUAUAUCAUGUACUUGGAUGCUAAUAACUUGUAUGGAUAUGCGAUGUCUCAAUGUCUACCAAUCGGGGAAUAUCAAUGGCUUUCAGAGCAUGUGAUCGAGCAGAAUUUCAACACAUUGGAUUAUCAAAAAAAUGAAUCUUCGAUUUUAAAUUUGAAGGAUGAAUCGGAUAUGGGUUAUAUAUUUGAAGUUGAUUUACAUUAUCCAUCAAAUCUGCAUGAAAAACAUAAUGAUUUCCCGUUUUGCCCAGAGAAACGAACCAUACCCGGGAUAACAAAGAUUGAUAAGUUAUUGUUAACAUUUUAUGAUAAGGAAAAAUAUAUUGUGCAUUAUUCUAUGUUAAAACUAGCUCUCGAACAUGGUUUGAUAUUGAAAAAAGUUCAUCGUGUGCUUCAAUUCAGACAGAGUGCUUGGUUGAAACCAUAUAUUGAAUUGAACACAAAACUUCGUGCUCAAGCCAAUAAUGAUUUCGAAAAAGAUUUUUACAAGCUUUUAAACAACGCCAUCUAUGGCAAGACAAUGGAAAAUCUACGUUUGCGUUCAGAUAUUCGACUAAUUAAUAAAUGGUAUGGACGAGUAGGUGGAAUGUGUAUUUUGGAAAUAUCAAAAGUGUUAAUGUACAAAUUUUUGUAUAAUUACUUGAAACCAAAAUAUGGACAAAAUAUUCAAGUAGUAUAUACCGAUACUGAUUCAUUCAUACUCGAAAUCAAAACAUCUGAUGUAUACGCACACAUUCGCGAUGAACCCAUUGAGUUUGACACAUCGGAUUACCUAGAAGGAAAUAUUUAUGGAAUUGAACGUCAUAAUAAAAAAGUUCCAGGUAAAUUCAAAGAUGAACUAAAUGGUGAAAUUUUAACAGAAGUUGUUGGCUUGCGAUCGAAAUGUUAUGCUGUGCGAACGCUAGGUGGAAUUGAUAAAAUGAAAAAAGCCAAAGGCGUUAAGAAGAAUAAAAAAAAAUCCUAUUUCAGUGAGCAUUUCUUCUAA